CUUUACUCGAGCUCGCUGUGUUACACAACAAGUUCCAGCUGCAGGGGCGAUGGUGAUGGCAAUGGUGAAGGUGCCGCGUGUCUCCUUUGGGUCCCAACUGAAGAGGAGCUACUCCCCCUUCAACGUCCAAGGCUUCUACCACGAGUGGACAAGCGUCUGCCACAACGUCGUCUAAUGCAUCAAGAAAAUCUCCAAUUAAGAAUGAGAAGAAAGCGAAAAAGGCACUCACUGCUACAGACAGCACGGAGGCGCAGCUCAAACAAAUAGAGAGCAUGAUGAACAUGGCAAACACGUCGAACCUGUUUCCAACCAUGGAUAUGUGGGGUACUAAGUUAGUGACUCUCGACGUAGAAAUACCACGCGACGCUUCACUGCGUAUGCUUUUCACAAACCCAGGCGCGUUUUGGCAUGCAAAACAGCACAAUUUCUCCAAUUGGUUGAAGAACACGUUCAGCAUGUAUACCAUCGCCAAAGCUCGAGCUUUUACGGGAAUAAAUCAUGAUUUUCGAUUUAGUCACUUAUUCCUACCACGCACAUGGCGUCAACUGGGCAGCGUAACCUCACAUUCUUCAGCAUCCUGGUUAGCACCAAUACGACGCAUUGCAAUGGAUAACUAUCUGGCUAUAGGCCGUGCCAUAGCUGACAAGGAUGAAGCCACUCUGAAGGCGCUGACAACAGCCGACCAUGCCACCAAGGUGAACAAGAUUGUUCGCACUCGUAAACCUGGCGAAGUUUGGCAAUGGAAGGUUCUAAGCGAUGUUUCAGACACAGCCCUAUUCCAAGAGAAAAGCUUAUUCCGUCCACUUGCAAUAUCACCAGGAGCUACCAUCGUAUCCAUCCGUUCCGGUGAGGUUUAUGUUGCGAAGGAACCCCCGAAGCGCGGCAACCGACUAGUGAUACAUGCACUAGUCAAGUUCGAGACUGCGCAGGAACUCAAGGUGUUUACCAAGCAGGGCCAGCCAGUUGAUGCUAAAUCUACAGAACCUCAUAAUGUCGUGGAAUAUCUCGUGCUCGAGAAAGUGGGUUGGUAUGACAAUACGUGGCAGGUGCGGGACCAGAUCUACAAGUAAACGGGUGCUGGAUGACGGAUGUAAUGGGAGUUUGUGAUUAGAUCUCUGUCA
Suillus fuscotomentosus is the source of this 1121-nucleotide messenger RNA. RefSeq lists its product as uncharacterized. The record is from RefSeq and is a predicted model, not a curated record. The coding region runs from base 273 to 1070 and encodes 265 amino acids. The transcript is spliced from 7 exons. Lineage: Eukaryota; Fungi; Basidiomycota; Agaricomycetes; Boletales; Suillaceae.